CCUCUGAACAUGCAAAAUGAGUCUCUGACUGUAGAUGCCAGUCGAAUCGUGAUGGCUAGAGUUCUCAUUCGGAUGUCAUUUUCUGUCUUCCAAUUGACUCUUUUCUCGUGCAAGGACACAUCCCUUCCUCCUGACACAUUUAAAGCCUUGACAGUUGCAAGUGUUAUGCGCGCGGUGUGAGAAGGCCUUAUCCGGAAUAUUGUUCUGGAGUAUAUCUGGACAUCAACAUGCCUGCUCCAUCAGGGAUUACGACUGUACAAUAUGCCCUCCUCAUAGUUGCUAAUCUGCUCAUACCAAUUGCGGUCUUGACUUUUGCGACUGGCUUCUUCCCCUACAAACCAUUCAUUUCAGGCCUCGCGGAGUAUGAGCCGAUAGCUUAUGGCAAACCGCCUUCUGCUCAGUUUGACAAACUCAUAUUCAUGGUGGUUGACGCUCUACGAAGCGAUUUUGUUUACGGUCAUGACUCUGGCUUCAAGUUCACACAGAGUCUCAUCCGCUCGGGUGAAGCUCUACCAUUUACUGCUCACGCAACCUCACCGACAAUAACCAUGCCGCGGGUCAAGGCAAUCACGACGGGCUCGAUACCUUCCUUUUUAGACGUCAUUUUGAAUUUCGCCGAAUCCGACACGACGUCCACUCUCGCUAGCCAAGACACCUGGCUUGCUCAGAUCAAAGACAAGAAGGACGGAAAGCUGGUAAUGUACGGCGACGACACAUGGCUGAAGCUCUUCCCAAACAUGUUUGGCAGAGCUGAUGGCACUUCGAGCUUCUUCGUCUCGGACUUCACAGAAGUAGACAACAAUGUUACUCGCCAUGUCCCACAUGAAUUGCGCGUUGAUGACUGGAAUGCCAUGAUCAUGCAUUAUCUUGGCCUCGAUCACAUCGGACAUAAGUCUGGCCCAAAGAGUCCAAAUAUGGUCCCGAAACAAGAAGAGAUGGACUCGAUUGUUAAAGAAAUUUACGAGGCAAUGACGUCCAUGAAUCAUUUGACUUCGACACUACUCGUCUUGUGUGGCGACCACGGUAUGAACGACGGCGGCAAUCAUGGCGGCUCAUCUCCGGGAGAGACAUCUCCAGCUCUUGUUUUCAUUUCGCCUAAACUCAAGCAGUUGUCCAUGGGAAAACCAUGCCCCACCGACCCCAGGGUCGAUUUUGAGUAUUACAAAAUGAUUGAGCAGUCCGACGUUGCACCAACAAUUGCUGGGCUACUUGGCGUUCCCGUCCCUCUCAAUAAUCUUGGAGUUAUAAUUCCAGACUUCUUGCCGCUUUGGUCAAAUCGUAUCGACCAAGUGCAACUAUUGCUUCGAAAUGCAAAACAGAUACUGAACAUUGUCAAGGCGACAUUCAAAGACGUUGCUUUUGUCUCAGAGAAUGAGCAACAAGCUGCAAAUCGACAACUCAGUCAGUCCGGCGGCGAAGGACCGAAGCUUUCCAAGUUGUGGGCCAAUGCGGUCAAAAAACUUCCCUUCGGCGAAUGCAUGGAUUCCGACGCUUACGACGCAGUAGAGGCACUUUACGAGUUUUGUCAAGAAGCUCAGGAAUUAAUGAGCAGCGCAGCAAGUAAUUAUGAUCUCAGUCGCCUAGCCUUUGGAAUCAUCGUGGCGUGCAUGUCCGUAGCGAUGACAGCGCUCGUAUCCCGGCUUUUACCGUUGAUGAACUCAACCGGUGCAUUCUUUGCCUUAAUGAACGUACUGUACGCUAUCAUGAUGUUCGCGAGUAGCUAUGUCGAAGAGGAACAGCACUUCUGGUAUUGGAUCACUGGCGCGUGGAUUUCAUUCCUCUGUUGUGUAAGGCUUCAGAAUGCGACGACUAGGCCUGCGGGAAUGAGACUGCUCAUUAUACUAGCUUUUCAUCGAGUGGCCCAACGUUGGAACCAGACAGGCCAAAAAUUUGCAGGCGCGCCAGAUAUUGCGCAAAAUAUCCUCCGGCCGAACGCCGCCAUACUCUGGCUCCUUGUGACUAUGACUUACCUCAUGCUGCUCUAUCGCAUUGGAAACCACAUUGUUCACGACCUCAAGACGGGCCCCGCUCUGGGCACAGCGUGCUCACUUGCGCAGGUAGUACCGGCAUACCUUUUCAAGCUUGGCUUUACCGCAAACGACGCCCCAGAAUUGCUUUCGUGGCUGGGCGAUGACAACGUUCGCCUACUAGAGCAGAUACCUCUGGUCGGAAGCGCAAGACUAAUCUUCCUAACAUUAGCCAGUGAAACUCUAUGGGCUUUCACAGCCGCAUCAAAUUCAACGAUGCCCAAGGCGGCAAAAAGACAGUUACCAAAGAUGCUUGUGUCGCUUCUGACAUUGUUCCUGAUCACACAAUCACGGACCACAAACAUACCUCUCUUCUUAUUGUCAACCAUUCAGCUCGAACUUCUAUCGGACCUGCAAUUGUCGCCCCUCCAGAUAACGAUCACAGCUCUGGUCAUGGGCCAAACGUACUUCUUCGCACUAGGCAAUAGCAACGCAAUUUCUUCCAUCGACCUCUCGAAUGCGUACAACGGGAUAUCAGGAUACAGCGUCAUAGCUGUCGGCAUCCUCGUCUUCCUCGGGAACUGGGCAGGGCCGGUCUGGUGGAGCGUAUCCGGAAUUUUGCUUCUCGUGCAGUCAACAGUUCCCGAACCCAUUGACAUGAACACGAGUGCGGAAGAGAAGAGGAAGCGCUGGGUGCAAAUGGAGAUGGACAAUCUGAUUCCAAACAAAAGCGAAUUUGCUGCUCCGGAGGAGGCAGAUGCGAUGCAGCGACGAUCUGUGUUCUUCCUUCACACAACAGUGCUUACACUGUUCACAUCCGUGUCUCUCAUGGCGGUUAUGAUCGCUUGCACCGUGCUCCGUACACACUUGUUCAUAUGGACUGUUUUUAGCCCGAAAUAUCUGUUCACCAUGUCUUGGACGUUGGCAUUCCACCUGAUUGUCAGCGUUGGUCUAGGCGGAAGUAUUUGGCAAUUUUGCACAAAAUGAAUUUACUCCAGCAAUCUUGUGUACGCAAAGCUUAUCACAGGAGGCCAGCGAAUAGGUCGUCAAUCUCGUCUCCUCCCUUCUUCCGUUUCAUUGUUGAGCCUUUCUCCUUCUUAAUCGAUGCCCUCUUUGUCGAC
Molecule: messenger RNA, 3088 nt
Organism: Verruconis gallopava
Lineage: Eukaryota; Fungi; Ascomycota; Dothideomycetes; Venturiales; Sympoventuriaceae
Exons: 7
Coding region: 228-2954 (908 amino acids)
Biological process (GO): GPI anchor biosynthetic process
Cellular component (GO): endoplasmic reticulum membrane
Source: RefSeq, a predicted model, not a curated record